AUGUCCCUCAGCAGAGCUCCGGCCCGGGACACCUCUGAGACCCCCAGCCCGAGAGAACGCAUCCGCAGUCACAUGAAGAUGGUGAUUGACCAGCUGGAAGGAAUUCUCAGAGAGCUCAAAGACGUGGCCAAGGAACUUCGGGAGGUGGUGGGCCAGAUUGAUAAACUAACGUCAGACUUUGACUUUGACCUGGAUCCAGAUGACUGGACGGUAGCGACAGCAAGCAGCACGUCCAGCAGCGAGCGUGGUCUCGGAGAAGCCUUCCGUCUUGAUUUCCUCAACGCUGAUGUGCUGUCCGACAGCUGGGAGUUCUGCGGCUACCUGGAGUCAGCUAGCGGGGCUUGCGCCCGCACACCUAGCGAUACACCAAUGGGGUUCUUCCCCCGAGCGCCCCCAGGUCGGGGGACCAUACCCACUCAGACCCCCACUCUGCCUCCUGCCGCCACCGCCUCUGUUUACUCGCAGAUGAACGGUGGUCUGCCCAUCCCCAACGGGCCACGUAUCAUCACUCCAGAUUCAUCCAGCGAGGAGGCUAGCAGCUCUACGCACAGCCACAAAACGAGAGAGAGGGUCCGAUUCAGUGACAAGAUCCUAUACCACGCCUUGUGCUGCGACGACGACGAUGAAGAAGAACAGGAGGACCUACCAGACGACAAGAGCAACCGCGGCACACCAGACAGUGACAGCGAGCCAAGCCUUCUGGCUGAGCCACUCGCUCCCAAGCGUUCUUCCUCCGAGCACUCGCUCCUCCACAACUGCCUCGACCCUUCUUACAUACCCCCGUCAGCAAGAAGCAUGACGGGAGCGCACACGUUACCGAGGAAAGGCCUCCUGAACCCCGGUUGCCGCAAAAAACUGCUCCGAAACAGCAGCACGCAAACUGUGUCGGAUAAGAGCACCCAAACUGUACUGCCCUAUAUUCCAAGCAAACAGAAAACAAAGGAGCACUGA
Nerophis lumbriciformis (worm pipefish) is the source of this 951-nucleotide messenger RNA. Lineage: Eukaryota; Metazoa; Chordata; Actinopteri; Syngnathiformes; Syngnathidae. The record is from RefSeq and is a predicted model, not a curated record.